Molecule: messenger RNA, 2019 nt
Organism: Raphanus sativus (radish)
Lineage: Eukaryota; Viridiplantae; Streptophyta; Magnoliopsida; Brassicales; Brassicaceae
Exons: 2
Coding region: 210-1787 (525 amino acids)
Source: RefSeq, a predicted model, not a curated record
UUCUUCUUCUUCUUCCGUUUCUCGCUUCUCUGGGUAUAAUCUCUCUAGAAAAAUCGAAUCUUGCAGCAAACUGAAACGGUCAAAUAAGAAAGUAAUGACAACUCUAAACUAGAGUUGGAUUCUCCAUCAGAAUCUGUAUUUUCUACUCAUAUUGAGACAGGUGAGAUAUAAUAGGUUCUGUCUGAAGAUUUCUCUGUUUUAAAGAGACAAUGGAGUGCAACAAGGACGAAGCCAUAAGGGCAAUGGACAUCGCCAAGAGGAAAGUCACAGAAAACGACUACAGCGGAGCGAAAACGUUCGCCGUCAAGGCUCAGAAUCUGUACCCGCAGCUCGACGGUUUGAAGCAAGUGUUGAUGCUGAUCGAUGUGUAUAUCUCGGCAGGUAACAAGAUUAAUGGAGGGGAGGAGCCUGAUUGGUACGGAGUUCUUGGUGUGGAUCCGUUGGCUGAUGAUGGGGUUGUGAAGAAACAGUACAGGAAGCUGGCGCUUCUGCUUCAUCCUGAUAAGAACAAGUGCGAAGGCGCGGAAGGUGCUUUUAAGUUGAUUCUGGAAGCUUGGUCUCUGCUGUCUGAUAAGGUUAAGCGGAUUGCUUAUGAUCAGAAGAGGAGGGUGGUGGUGAUGAAAGAGGUUAAACCGAGAAAGAGUCGGAAGCAGAAACAGGAACCUAAGGAGUCGAAGCAGCCAACAAAGAAGAAGCCACCAAAGGAGCCGAAACAACCUGCUGCAAAGAAGCAGCCACCAAAGCAGCCCAAACAACCAGCAAAGAAGCAGAAGCAACCACCCAAGCAGCAAGAGCAACCAGGAAAUCAGCAAGAGCAACCAACAAACCAGCAAGAGCAGCCAACAAACCAGCAGGAGCAACCACCAAAGCAGCAGAGGCAACCAUCAUACCAGCAGGAGCAGCCACCAAAGCAGCAGAGGCAACCAUCAUACCAGCAGAAGCAACCACCGAAGCAGCAAGAGCAGCCAACAAACCAGCAAGAGCAACCAGCAUACCAGCCGGAGCAACCACCAAAGCAGCAUGAGCAACCAGCAUACCAGCAGGAGCCAACAAACCAGCAGGAGCAACCAGCAUACCAGCCGAAGCAACCACCAUACCAGCCGGAACAACCACCAAAGCAGCAGGAGGAACCACCAAAGCAGCCCAAGCAACCACCAAAUCAGCAGGAGCCAACAAACCAGCAGAAACAACCAGCAAACCAGCCUGAGCAACCAGCAAACCGGCAGGAGCAACAAGCAAACCAGCAGAAGCAACCAGCAUACGAGCCGGAGCAACCACCAAAGCAGCAUGAGCAACCAGCAAAUCAGCAGAAGCAGCAACCACCAUCGAACCCGCAGAAGCAGCAACCACCACCAAACCAGAAGAGACAACAACCGAGCCCACAGAAACCAAGCCAGCCAAGUUCAAGGGCAUCUCGAAACGGUAGAGGUAGAAGCAACAAGCCCACUCCAAAAGUCAGUACCUUUUGGACAGUGUGCAACAUAUGCGAGACACAACAGGAGUAUAUAAGGGUUUACUAUCUUAACAAGAAAGUGAAAUGUACAAGUUGCAAUGUGUCUUUUAAGGCAGCUGAGAUUGAGAACACGAAUGGUGCAUCUCGUGGGAGAGAUUCUUUAUCAAGAAACCCCAGUUCAAACAUGGCAAAUCAAACAGAAGAAAGAGUAGUGGUUGAGAAGAGAGAAGACAAGGAUGAAGAAGCUGCUAGAGAGAAUGCAAACUCUGAUUUCAAAGUAGAAGAAAGGGCUCGUAAGAAGCUGAAGACAGAUGGGUCUUGCAGAGGCAAAUAGUGGGUAAAUCAAAGGUGGUUAUAUAUAUGAGUUCAACUUGAACAUGAAAUGACAUCCUAUCUCUUAUGGCUAUUAUAUAUAUAUAUGAAUGUUUUGCAUCUAAACUAGGAAAAGUACACUGGAACAAGGGAAGUUCUUCUUCUAACAUCUUUAAUGUGAACUGUCCAAACCUUUUUGUUUUGUUUGUUAAAAAAGUGUGCUUUGUACAAAUUGGGACAUAACAAAGUCAUUG